UCAAGCAUGAACAUGGGCCGUAAAUUCGUUGUGAUUAUUCAGAAUAGCAAAAAAACAGAAUUCGUUUUCGUAUGUUAGUAUAAAACUGUUUUGUUUUAAUUCCGUUGAUGGAAAAGUAAAGAAUACUGGCGAACGACAGAGAGAGAAAGAGAGAGAGAGAGAGUAAAAAAAAGGAAAGAAACGAACGUCGAAACGGUCCAAAAGUUUAUAGCCGAAGCAAACUAAUAAAAACCACCACAUUAAUGAGAGAGAGUGAACGAAAAAGAGCGCGCGCGCUCGCCUCGCACAAUCGUUGUCAAUAGUCUAUUCGAACGAAAUGUUGACCCAAAGCACCAAGUUGUUGAAAGUGUGCUAAAGCCAAAAACGCGCGAGAAUGGAAUGAAAUGGAAAUCAUUACCAAAAACGACAACGACGACGAAUGAAAGGGAAAGCACGGUCAAAAGCGAAAUGUGCAAUGCAUUUCACUCGAUAGCAAUUGAAUUGAGGGAUUUUUUUUUAUUCUGGGGGAGUGCGAAGCAAAGAAAAUUCAGAAGCGAGUGAACGAGCGACGACCACGACGAAAGACGGCAUGUUUUAUAAAACAUAGUGGAACCACCGAUUUUUAACACAUACACGCGACAUACGAAAAAAAAGAGCAAGAAAAUAACCGUGAUGAAAAUGAAAAAAAUAUUUUAUAAAUGAUGGACUCAGAACUGAGGAAUUGAAUUUUGUGGUGCGUGCGUGUGUGCGCUUUUAAUCGCUUCGGAUUAAGUUUCACAUCAAUGAAUUCAAAAUAGUUCGAAUGCCACACUCAUGACAACCACCAAACACCAACGGCAUGAUACAUUUAUUCGAAUUGAACAACAGCAACAGCAACAGCAACAGCAGCAGCAUAAGCAAAUAAGAAUUUACAGUGUGUAUAAAUACGCACGAAUUGCACAAGUGAACGAGCAAGAGGGAUAGGACGGGAAGGUGAAGCGAGCGGCGGAAGAGAGCGGCAGUGGAGACGACAGCGAGCUAGAAUCAUCAAACAAAUUUUAAUUUCGAUAACCAGAUUCAAAUGAAAAAAGCUUUAACAUGGAAUACCUAGAAUCAUCUAUGAAACCAUCGUCUAGCUCGAUCGACAGCGAUUUGGCAGCGGUGGUUAAAGACGCUUAUGACAUAUUUAUUGAUGGCGGAAACUCCGAAACAUAUUUAUCACCGGAUUUUAAAAUUUUAAAUAAUUCGUUUUACUUCAACGGGUCAUAUGAUGGAAAUUUGAACAACACAUCCAUCUUAACUCAAAGCAAUAUCAUCCACAAAAAUACUAGCGAAAUAGUAAAUAACACAACAGGCGAAGAUUUUACCAAGCUUGUGAUUAUGGCUGUUACGUCUAUAAUAUUAGGACUUGUGAUAUUAAUAACAGUUAUCGGAAAUGUAUUUGUUAUAGCUGCAAUUAUACUGGAACGAAAUCUACAAAAUGUCGCAAACUAUUUGGUAGCGUCGUUGGCCGUUGCUGAUUUGUUUGUAGCUUGUCUAGUGAUGCCCUUAGGAGCCGUUUACGAAAUUAGUGAAGGUUGGAUACUCGGACCGGAGCUUUGUGAUAUAUGGACAUCGUGCGAUGUUCUUUGUUGUACUGCAUCGAUAUUACAUCUGGUAGCGAUAGCUGCUGAUCGAUAUUGGGCGGUCACGAAUGUUGAUUAUAUUCACUCGAGAACCACUGGUCGCGUUUCUCUGAUGAUAUUUUUCGUGUGGAUAUCGGCCGUUAUCGUUUCGUUGGCACCACAAUUUGGAUGGAAAGAUCCCGAAUAUAUGGAACGAAUAGAACAACAAAAAUGCAUGGUAUCACAAGACAUCGGCUAUCAGAUAUUUGCCACGUGCAGUACGUUUUAUGUACCCCUGUUGAUAAUAUUAAUUUUGUAUUGGAAAAUCUAUCAAACUGCGCGAAAACGAAUUCAUAGAAGACGUCCAAAACAGAUACUUUCUGCCAACAAUAAUCAGGUUAAUAAAACAAUGAAGAAGUCCAAUCCACGAUUACGAUUUCGUCUAACAUCCAACUUUGCCAAUCACGAAAAAUCAGCCGUUUCAUCAUUAGGUUUAGUCGAAGGAAAUUCCACAAUCACCGUUAAUACAGUCGGCGACACGGACGAAAGUAGCACAGAUAAAAAAGGAAUUGAUAUCGUCACUACCACAUUCAACGACACGACGAAAGAGGUUACGACGUCACCUUCGUCUGAAGCAAUAGUUACAGUUUCACAGCAAGUGACAAAUCAAAAGUCUCAGCCCUUAAUGCAGCAAAUGGAACCGCAAAUACAAUUGCAGACGGAACUGGAUGCGCGAAAGGAGGGUCAAAGUAAAGAGGUUGAAUGUGGCUUAACAAUAAAUGAUCCGAGCAUCGGAAACGUUAAUGCAAAUCCAUUAUUGGUUUCAUCUUCUCCAUCACAUCCAAACCAUCAAAAACAUGACGAAAUCCAAAAAACACCGCCAUCAGCGUUGGGAACGACGCACCAACAAAGUCAACUCAAAAGUUCGAAAUCUCGCAAGGAGACAAUCGAAACGAAGCGAGAGCGAAAGGCAGCCAAAACGUUGGCUAUCAUAACGGGUGCGUUUGUGGUGUGCUGGUUGCCGUUUUUUCUAAUGGCUUUAGUGUUGCCGCUGUGUGGUGAAACGUGUUCCUUGAAUGAUAAAGUCGCUUCGCUCUUUCUGUGGCUCGGUUAUUUCAACUCAACACUGAAUCCCGUUAUUUAUACAAUAUUUAGUCCCGAGUUUAGACAAGCAUUUAAACGAAUUUUGUUUGGAUCCCAUCGAACAGGAUACUAUCGGGGUGGUAAGCUCUAGUAGCUAGUUGGUUUUACUUAUUACUAAGUUUAUUCGAAAAAAAAAACAAAACAAAAAAAAUCAUAAAUCAAAUACGAACAACAACAAGAACAACCAAAAAAAAAGAACGAAUCUAAUAAACAAACAUAAAGAACACAAAAAAAAUUAGAGUAUAGAAAUUGUGAAUGAUAAUUUAAAACACAAAAAAAUGAUAAUGAUAAUCUUUAAUAAUAAUAAUUGGAACACAAUAAUGUCUAUAAAAUUCACGGGAACCAAUGAGUGCGAUGACGCGCGCGCGCACACACACACACACCCUUAAGCUAUCAUUGUGCGAUGCGCGCUGCAUGGCACACGAUUGGCUCGAGGGAUUUCGAACAAAACAAAAAAAGAAAUUUGAUUAGUCUAGUAAUUUAGCUUAUGACAAUGAUUUACUGUUACUUGUAUUGAGGCAAUAUUUGUCAAAUAGCACUGCUUGACGAUAAAUUGUAUACGUGAGCGUUUGUUUUAGCCAUUGAACAUGGAAUCGAUGAAUGUUGCUUAUUUUUUUAACGGUUUCCAAAAGUGAAUAAGAGAAAAUAGCAAAAAUAAAAAGGAAUACAAACAAAGACCAUAGUAGGAGAUGAUGAAAAAAAAGAAGAAAAAGAAGAAGAAGAAGAAGAAGAAGAAGGAGAAAAACGCGAAGGAGAAAUUAAGCCAACUAGAUUCCAGCCUUCAAUGAAAAGCACCGAGACUCUUGGCACUCUUGCGAGAAACAAAAAAACAGAAAUUUUAUUCCCAUUAAAUAAGCGAUUAUUUUAAUAUUUUAUGUCGACAGUUUUUCCGGUGUAAUGCAUAUGAUUAUGAGUGUGUUCUUUUAAGCAACAUUUAGACGAAAGAAAAAAAAAUCCAAUUUCAUGAAGUUGCCGGAAAAAAAAGAGGCGUAUAACAACGAGAAGGUUUGAAGAAAUUAAAAAAAAACGAAGAUAUUCGAUGUGAAUCUCUUCAUUUUUUUUUGCCAAAAAACACGAUCCAACACUUUUUUUUCUAAUUGAAACGAUCUAAUCGAAGUCCAGUUCAUUUAGCUCUGAUACUUUGUGGUUUCCAUGUUGAAAUUUUGCCACUUUUUUUAUCUUAAAUUUCAAUUCGAAAUCAUAAAGUACUUCCAUGAACGAAUGGAAGGAAUGAGGAAAAAAACGACCGAAAGCUGUCCAUUUUUUAGGGUUAGCCCUCAAGUGCACCACGGCUGAUAACAACCAAGCUCAUUUAUAAAAGAAACGUCUAUCAUCAGAACCGUUUGGUGCUCUUGUGCUCACUAUAACCAAAAAAGUCACUUUUGUUGUGGUGUUCAACUCCUUUGCCAAUUUGUUAGCGCUUUGAGCCCUACCAAGAAAACAUUUAUUUUCCAUGGUUUUUCUCUCUCUUUAAUUUUUAUUACUGUGUUUUAAACGACUUUGCCACUUUUUAGGGCAAAUGAUUCGUUUUCAAAAAAAAAAAAAGUGACCGGCGUCGUCGCAGUCGAUAUUUUGAUGAUGUAUUGAUUAUAAUGUUCAAUGUUGGCAUCUUAUCGUCUGACGGAAAAGUUUUUUCUAGUUUUUUUUUUGUCAAAAUCUCUAGCUCCGCCAUCAACACUAAUCAGACAUUUUUGUUCCGGCAAAAGCAAAAUCUGAAAAAUAUCAAAAAUCAAAAUAAAAAAUGGUUCAAGACUCCAAACAACUGGACGGAGGUCACUUUUAUUUGAAACACUAAUCAAAUCUCACCAAAGAACUUCCAAUGAAACUUUUGCUCGCUUAAAAACUUUUUGAUGACUAUUAGCUCAACUGAAACAAAAUUUACUCUAUUUCCUUUUUGAAUAAUUUUAACGAAGAAAAAAAAACACGACAAAAUUUUUAGUCAAAAAAAGUACAUUCGCCUUAAGCCUUUUGAAGAAUUAUGAAAGAAAAUAUUUUCCAAUGAAUUGCUCCAUUAAACCACACACAUGUUCCGUUUGUUCUUUGCGUUCAGAAGCGGCUGUUCUUCAUUUCGUGUUAAUUUCGUUCAAUUUUGGGAAAUACGUGCAACCAAAAGAAUGAAACAAAAAAAAAAAUAACUCAAGAAUCAUUUUAACACGAUGGAACAAUGGGCUAAUGCCUUUCGCCACAUAUUGUUUAUUUUUUGUUGUUGUUUAGUCUUUAUCGAAAUUGGCACGUUAUCCAUUUGCAUUUUUGAUUCAUGCCAAAUACCGCCGCCCCAUUCUCUAGAUUUCUACGCACGCUCGCACAUCAAAUAGCGAUGAAACACACACCAAGUGCUCAUCGUCGUUGUCGUCAUUUUCCUCUGUGCUGCCAAAAUCUGGCUCAUUAUUACACUGUACAGCAAAUCGCAUCUAAAUAGAAAGACCACACACACAAUCGCUCGCAUUUUUUUUUUGCUGUACGAAAGACAUAGAGUAUUAUGUGGCGCGCGUGGAGAGACAAUUGGACUAUGCUAUGCAGCAUUUAACAGUCAUCGGAGUUAAAAGCAUGUUGACACAUUCAUUUCCUUAUGAUUUCGAGCAGACACACUGGCUGAUGAUACUCAAUUCGGGCUACUUAUGAUAUAGAAUAAAAAAAACAACAUGUCAGGCAAAUGAAACAGAACAGCAAAAAAAAAAACAGCAACACAAACGAGUAGGGAAAUAUGUUUUGAAUUUGGAUGCGAUUCUCAUCCUCACUAAUCUUUCAUCUUAUGAUUGAGCAAAAAAAAAACUUCACUGAUUUACUUAAAUGCAAAAACUAACAAACAACAAUUCUUAUUCGUUCCGUCACUAUUGACACAAGAAGAGAAAUGAUGAUUCUUGUUCGCUUUUUUUUUAGUUUAGUGUUUAGUAGUUACAAAAAACUGAAUGUAUUUAAAGAAGAAACAUGUUAUGCUUGAAAGUACCUGGUUACAACAACAACAAAUCGACAAUGAAUUUUAUUUUCGACACAUUUCAACCCAGCAAAUCAUUAGAACAACCAAAUAAAGUCUUAUGCGAUCCAUUAAAGGGGAAAAGGAAAAGGAAAAAACUUACUACUUUGAGAAGGAAUACUUUCAAUGACAUGGGGUAAAUCGGAAGGCAUUCUUCAAUAUAAAUGAAUUCAUACGUAGUUAAAAUGCAAAGCAGAGUGAAGAAGGCGCAGCAAUUGCAUUAAUCGAGGAAUUAUCUCUUUUGGAUCUCUCUCUCUCUCUCUCUCUCUCUUUCUCUCUCUCUGUCUCAUUUCAACGGAGAAAUUACGAAUCGCAUUGAAUGCAACAGUUAAUUUGGGCUUUUAAAUUACACGCAAACUUUUCAAAGCGUGCGUAUAUUCCAUUCGAACGCAUACACAUGCGCGCAAAUUCUAAAUCAAUCGAGUCAGCAUUUAUGUGGGGCGCAAGAGCUGUACGGCUAUAACCCCCCGCAUCGUCUCAACCCUGUGAGAGACUUACUUUAUGUUAAUGCUCUCGAAUAAAAAAUUCGAUGCACGCCAAAAUCAAACUUGAUUAACGGAUCAAAAGUGAGGCAUGUGAUUAAUGAUUUCUAUGUAAUUAUCUCGAUUACAAUACGCUGAAUGCCACCCCCUCAAAUAAACACAACAAGAACAACAACAACAAAAUGCGCAUGAUGUGCACAAUGAGUAUAAUUUUGAAUUCUCGUUGUACACACACACACACACACACACACAUAAAACCCGAGAAAACUUCACAUAACAGCUUACACAGCUCAUUUCCUUGCGUUAGCAUGAAUAAUUUUUUUUCCCUUGAUUUUUACUUUGAACUGACUAUAAUCAAAAUAAAUAAUAAAACCGAGCAGAAAACGAAACAAAAGAAUGUACUGAACUACAACAACAGCAACCGAAAAAAAAGAAGAGAAUAAUAAUAAAUAAAUAGGAGAGAAUGUGUGUGACGGCGUCGUUAAAAAACGAAGAGAGAAAUAUCAGCAGUUUUUGGGCAAGAGCAUUUCCGCGGGAGGAUGAUGAAUAAAAAAAUCUAGCUCAUAAUUCAUAUUCAUAGGGAAUACUUUGUUCUGUUGUUUUUCGUUUUUCUUUUUAUUUUAAACAAACGUUGUUGUUAUUUCUUUCUCACUACAAACCCUCCCCAUCCCCAUCCCCUUUCCUUCAUCUCUUUCUCCCUCUGUUCCUCUGUCCCUAUCUCUCUCUUUCUCGUUUUCCCAUCUUAAAAUCUGAUGUUUAACCUUGUUUUCGUGUGACGCGUUGAAAAGGAACAUAUCUAUUAUCAUUAUUUGUUGACAGAUUCACCCAGUUCGCAAUUACAUUUGAAAGACACAAGCACAAGUGGAAAAAAUUGUAUUGCGGUUUUAUUUUCUCAUUUUCUCAUCUGUGUUUUGUUCUCUUUCUCCCUCUGUAUGUGUGUGUGUGUGUGUGAAUCCACGAGUAUAAAUGAAUUUCUAAACUGGGAAAAAACAUAAAGAGAUUGUGUGUGUGUGUGUGUGCAUUUGAUGAAUAAUUUCUCGUCUCGCUUUUGACGGAAACUAUUUCGAACUUCAUUUAAGAGGCUACUUAAGCUCACUUUAGAUGCAAUUUUCUUUAUUAAUUUUGAUUGCUGAGAGCUGAAGAUGAGGAGCGAAAUGAAAGGAAAAAAUGGAAACAACGGUUAAACGGCCGGUAUUUUCCGAUGAAAUUGUUAAUUUUUUUUUUUUGCUCAUUUCACUCCAUCUUGCUUUAUAUUUCGGUAUCUGUAUCCUUCUCUUUAUUUCUCUUCAUCUCUUUCUAUUAUUUUGUGAGAAAGAACCUUGUUGUUCGAGUUAUACGUGAUAUUUUAAUGGAUCGAGAAUAAAAAAAAAAAAAACUAACCAUAAUAUGUAUAAAUGUUUUAUACACAUGGAAUGCACCACAAAACAAACUAUACGUAACAAACUAAUUUGGCGGCGGCUCACCAAGGAUAUAACAAGUGAAACAGUUUUGUUUUUCGUUUGUUUCGCUUUGAUCCUCUGAUAUUAAAAAAAUAUAUAGUUGAGACAUCCUUUAGAUAACCAAUUGUAUCGGUUGACAUUGAUAGCGCAAUUUUGACUUAAUGACCAAACACAAGUUGGCUAGGUUCUUAUUUCCAAAAUGGAACGUUUAUACUUUUUAGCAUAAAAUUAUUUUAAAUAUGAUGAAGAAGAAGAAGAAGAAGGAAAACUGGAUCGUUUGAAGAAUAGAAAUAUUAGAACGAAAAACAAAAGUCAAAAAAGGAAGAAAAAAAAAACCCUAAAAAAAUGAAGUAAAAGUAUCGAUGCAUUAGCCACACGAAUAUGGCUGAUGGAUGAAUUGUAGCUAUCGGAAGAUGUCAUCGUACAUGACAGACAAACAUAGUGGCGCAACAUGGAAUGCGCAUGAAAAAUUAGUUUACAUAGGAACAAGUAAAGAAAUAAAGAAGAAGAAGCAACAGCAACAUGACACAUUGUAUAGAAAACGAAUACUGUCCUCGUGCCGGGGAUAAACUAUAUAUAUAUAUAUUUCGCAUAGAUGGACAUGGGGAGGUUUUAGUCUCUUAUUAUUGUUUCUUUUUUUCUAUUCGUUCUAAACUAAAACACACUCCAAGUCACUAUUCAACAUUGUCGUUGGAUAGUCGCCAUUUUACCGAUUUUCAUCAAUGCCUUUUUAUCAGCAUUUAGCAUAUGCUAUGAUUAAUUCUUAUCUCGCGCUCUAUUCUAUUUCACCACACACACACACACACACACACACCGUAUACGCCAGGCAAGGCAGUCAGUCAGUCGGUGGAUUGAAUAUUAUGUAAAAAUGCAAUGACUUUUUUUUCGCCAACUUUCGCCGUGUCUCGUUCGGAAUCACCGGAUUUCGGAAAUAAUUGCGGUGAAAAAGGUGAAAUUUCAAGCCAUAUCAUUGUGUCGGUGAUUUCCGCAGGAAGUAUUUUUGCAUGCGCUCAUCGACGUAAUUAGCAAUUCAUAAAAGUGACUUGAUUAUAUACGGUAUACGUACGGUAUUUUUUUUCCUCUGUACUCUCCUCUCUCUCUCUCUCUCCAUCUCUCUCUCUCUCUCCAUCUCUUUUUUCUGUGUCGUUAUCUCUCUCUCACUCUCUCUUCCUCUCCCGCAACCUUUCCCUUUUUCAGUCAUUCUCUGUGCAUUCUGUGGUCGCUUUAUUGUGCAUACUCUCGUAUUCAUUGAUUUAUGUUUUAUUCCACAUUUGAAUUACAUGAGAGAGUGAGUGUGAGGGAUAGAGAGAGGAAGAGAGCGAAAGAGCAUGAGCGCGAAUUUUAAUGCAGAUUAAAGAAUUUAUUAGAUUUUUGACGAAAGUUGAUGUCAUUUCCCUUUGCCUGUCUUGCCUCAUCAUCCCAUCAUAUAUUAUACAUGGGUAAACAACACACCAAAAAUUCGAAAAUAUGAAGCUUACACACAGAGUGCGGACCGAGUUGGUGAAGAAAUGAUGAUACUUUUGAUUGGGAAUGUGUUUGUGUGUUUGUGCACGAGACAUACACACGCAAAAAAAAAACUCUCAAAUUGACAUGAAACGAUACUUAUGAUGUGAUGAAAGUUAAGUAAAGCAACACAUUAAAACACAAGCUACACGCUAUAGUUCUUAACCAGAGAAUAAAAGAGCUAAGCGCAUUUGCUGCGUUGAGUGGGAUGAAACUGUCAAGAGAAAAAAUCUAAUAAGUUCUUACUUGAAAGAAGCACACAGACAGACAUUAAAUGGCAUACAAAAGAAAGUUAUUUUUUUUUGCAAAAACUUGAUAUGAAACGUCAUUGAAGUGUAUUAACGAGGACUUUUAUGACGUAUCCUAUUGACUCUAUAUGCUGAUUAAUAUGCAUUGAUUUAAUUAUGAAGAAAUUAAACCAAAAAAAAAAUCUAAUGAAAUAAUAAUAAUAGUAAUAAUAAUAAGAAUAUAUGAAAACAAAACAACAAUUCUUCAAACCAGAUUAAAAACAUAAUAAUAAUAAAAAGAAUCCGUUUAUAAAAUAUAAAAAAAAAAUCGAAGCCAAAAAAAAAACCAAAUAAUAUCUAUUUUUUAACGAUUGUGUAUCAUUGAAUAGUCUAUUGAUUGUAGUGAUUGAAUACUGAAUUGAUUAAUUGCCAAAACAAAAAUAAUUUGAACAAAAAAACUUAUAUAUAUAUGUAUAUUUAAAAAAAAGAAGAAGAAGAAGAAGAUGAUGAAACUUAAAAUCAAAGUGAAAACUUUUUUCCAAUUUCAUGCCAUUACCGCUCCCAUUCAAAUCUCAAUAAUACACAUACACACGCAUACAGAGCAAAAUGAAAACAACACAACAACAUCAAACAACCAAAUGACGAGAAAAUUUAUUAGCUCAUUCAUCAUAAAAAUUCAAAUAAUGAACAUGAUAAUAACUGAACGAAAUAUUCCUUUAUCACAUUUACAUGAGUCAAUGUAGAAAGUUUUAUAUUAUUUAAUACAGUAAUCAAUAGAGAAAAUGACAGAAGCAAAACCAAACCAAACCAAACCAAACCAAAAGAGAAAAAAACAAACGAGAAUAAUAAGUAAAAAAAAAAAAACUUAAAAAAAUUCUAUAAAUGUGUUGUAAUUUUAUAAGCGACAUCUUCUUGUAUCAAAAUAACACACAAACAAAGAAUAACAGCCGCAAAAAGCAUACAGAACGUGCGCAACAAAACAAUGCCCGCACAGUUUCACAGCUAAGUUGGCUUACAUGGAAUUGGGUUGCGGCAUAAGGACCAGCGCGCCAUUUCACCUGCCAUCGAAGCAUCGCCGAAUGAUGACGCAUCGACAAGCGAACAAAAGAAGAAAAUGAUAUGAUAUUGAAAAAUAGAGAAUAGGGAACAACAUCAUAGAGAGGAUGAAGAGAGGAAAACAAUGCGUCGCUCGUUCACUCUCAAUAUUUCGUCAUGGUUUGAUGAAAAUGGGCGAUUUUCCAUGCAAUCAUACGAUGUGUGCGUGUGUGUGUAUAGUUGCGUUGUUCCAGGCAAUGCGAAUCAUAAUACUGAUAACAACAACAAGAAGAAAGAAAAAAAAAAAAUAAAGAGAAAAUUUCCCUGCGAACGCAUUUCAAAGUGACGAGUGAGUCUAUAUUUCACUGAUACACACACAGCAAACACUUUUGAAAUGUGAAUUCAGGGGAACAUUAAGAAUAAUUACGAAUGUACAUACAGAGCAUAGAAAAUAACAACAACAACAACAACAAAAAAGAAACAAGUUACAAAAUAAAGUUAUAAAA
Messenger RNA from Sitodiplosis mosellana (orange wheat blossom midge), 10871 nucleotides. RefSeq names its product 5-hydroxytryptamine receptor 2A-like. The record is from RefSeq and is a predicted model, not a curated record. Lineage: Eukaryota; Metazoa; Arthropoda; Insecta; Diptera; Cecidomyiidae. The transcript is spliced from 11 exons. Gene Ontology annotation, biological process: adenylate cyclase-activating adrenergic receptor signaling pathway. Gene Ontology annotation, molecular function: G protein-coupled amine receptor activity. Gene Ontology annotation, cellular component: membrane. Bases 1057 to 2796 code for a protein of 579 amino acids.